Molecule: messenger RNA, 225 nt
Organism: Emericellopsis atlantica
Lineage: Eukaryota; Fungi; Ascomycota; Sordariomycetes; Hypocreales; Bionectriaceae
Product: At2g23090 like protein
Exons: 4
Coding region: 1-225 (74 amino acids)
Source: RefSeq, a predicted model, not a curated record
AUGGGCAACGGCGCCAAAGCACAGCAGAAGCGCGAGCGCGCGGCCAAGGAUAAGACGGUAGCCAAAUCGCAGCUCAAAGUCAACAGCCAAGCCUGCGACAUCCAGUGCGUGAUCUGCAGGUCGACCUUCCUGAAGACUAGCAAAGCCCCUCAGUUGACCGAACACGCCGAGAACAAGCACGGAAAGGCCUUGACGGACUGCUUCCCCACGUUCGUACAGGCGUAG